Limulus polyphemus (Atlantic horseshoe crab) is the source of this 746-nucleotide messenger RNA. RefSeq names its product peroxiredoxin-2-like. Lineage: Eukaryota; Metazoa; Arthropoda; Merostomata; Xiphosura; Limulidae. Gene Ontology annotation, biological process: cellular response to stress; cell redox homeostasis; removal of superoxide radicals. Gene Ontology annotation, molecular function: thioredoxin peroxidase activity. The transcript has 5 exons. Gene Ontology annotation, cellular component: cytosol. The coding region runs from base 186 to 731 and encodes 181 amino acids. The record is from RefSeq and is a predicted model, not a curated record.
UCUGAAUUAGUUUUUUUUCUAGUAGUAGUAUAUAUGCGAAAACAGAUUAAUUGUACUGAACAUUGCCGUAAAAUUUAUGAAGUCAGUAAUCUAAGUUAUUAAUUCUUGCUAGAGCUGCACUGUUAUUGUUUACUAAUACUAGUAAUACAAAACUAUUGUAUUACCAGUCAUAGAUCAAAUUUACCAUGUCUGCCUGCAAGCUACAACUGACCAAACCUGCUCCUGACUUUAGUGGGACUGCAGUAGUUGAUGGAGAAUUUAAAGAACUCAAAUUGGAAGAUUAUAAAGGAAAGUACUUGGUACUAUUCUUCUACCCACUAGACUUCACAUUUGUUUGUCCAACUGAAAUCAUUGCCUUUAGUGAUAGAAUCGAAGAGUUUAAGGAGAUUGGUUGUGAAGUUAUAGCUUGUUCAACUGACAGCCAUUUUAGUCAUCUGGCCUGGAUCAACACUCCAAGAAAAGAAGGUGGUCUUGGAAAAAUGAAAAUUCCCCUUUUAUCGGAUAAGAGUAGUGAGAUUGCCAAAUCUUAUGGAGUACUGAAGGAAGAUGAAGGGAUUUCAUUCAGAGGUCUCUUCAUCAUUGAUGAUAAAGGAAAGUUGCGACAAAUAACAAUUAAUGAUCUUCCUGUUGGACGAUCUGUAGAUGAAACUCUAAGGCUCGUUCAAGCCUUCCAGUUUACUGAUAAACAUGGUGAAGGUAAGAAUUUGAUCUCUUUCUUUGUAUUGAUGUGAGUAUCAUUGAGUGUC